AUUACCAGGGUUAACCCUUGCCAGUUACCUAACCCCCAUGCUAAUGCUAUAUAAUAAUACGCAUCACUGCAUUAACUAAUGUUCAUCGGUUAAUAAAUGAACCCUCAUUGUAAAGUGUAACCCUGUUUGUUGUGGGCUGAUGUUGCAUAAUGCAGAUGUAGGGUGUAGGGAGGAAACACAAGUGUCAAGGUAACGGAAGUGCUGCUGCCCUGAACGAUACGCGGAGAAGACGGAGGAAGGAGGCUCGAUCGUCUAGAGAAAAAACAAGAUUUAAAGUCGCCAAUAUAUUAAGUGUGACAGAAAAUGGACAGGAACGACCUGGUACAGCAGGCCAAGCUUGCAGAGCAGGCUGAGCGCUAUGAUGAUAUGGCUGCUGCCAUGAAGUCUGUAACGGAGCAGGGAGUGGAACUCUCCAAUGAGGAACGCAACUUGCUCUCUGUUGCCUAUAAGAAUGUGGUCGGGGCACGCCGUUCAUCUUGGCGUGUCAUCUCCAGCAUUGAGCAGAAAACUGAGGGCAAUGAGAAAAAGCAGCAGAUGGCACGUGCAUACCGAGCGGAGAUUGAAACCGAGUUGCAGUCCAUCUGCAAGGAAGUGCUAGCACUCCUGGACAAAUUUCUGAUUGAAAAUACAACUGCUCCUGAAAGCAAGGUCUUCUAUCUGAAAAUGAAAGGGGAUUAUUUCCGAUACCUUUCUGAGGUAGCAUCUGGUGAUUCCAAGAAAGAAACAGUGGAUCAGUCUCAGGAGGCCUACCAGAAUGCUUUUGACAUCAGCAAGAAAGACAUGCAGCCAACGCAUCCCAUUAGGCUUGGUCUGGCCCUCAACUUCUCAGUCUUCUACUAUGAAAUCCUCAACAGCCCGGAAAAGGCCUGUAACCUGGCAAAGACGGCAUUUGACGAAGCCAUUGCUGAACUUGACACUUUGAAUGAAGAUUCCUACAAAGACAGCACCCUGAUCAUGCAACUACUAAGGGACAACUUGACUCUGUGGACAUCAGAAAGCCAGGGAGAUGAGGGAGAGACCGGAGAAGGGGAAAACUAAUGAAAUUGCACUGUUAAUCCACCUACACUCUUUAUCUUAAACACAGACAGCUUAUAUUCAUCCCCUCCACUCCAUCAAACCCUUCCCCUUCUGUAUGACAAGCAGACUGAAUUGCUCCUGACCAACUAGUUUACCCCUCUCAGUUCGCUGAGAGGUGACAGGUCCAUGUCGCAGUAUUCUUUUUAUUUUAUUUUAUUUUUGCUUUGUGUGGAUGCAUUUGCAAGGUUCUGUGUGAUUUUUGGAGAGGAACAUGGUGUGAAUGGUUGUGAAUGAUGUAUGUGUAUCGGGGGAGGGGGAGAAUUCUAAUCAUCCUUCCUUAAUUCAUUUGCCCAAGCUAGUUUGUUGUGCAUUUUUCUUCCUUUUUUGUUACAUACUCUUUGUGUGAUUUGUCAUGGAAUUUACAGGUUUUCUGGUAUGGUUACUAAACUGGCAGUUGAUUUUUCACCAAACACUGUGAUGCUAUAUAUUAAAUGCUUCACAGACUAAAUUGUUAAUAAAAAAAAAAAGAAAGGACACUGUACAAUCCUGUAUUUUACUAACUGCAAUUCUGCUGUGAGCUCAUACAGAAA
Gadus macrocephalus (Pacific cod) is the source of this 1607-nucleotide messenger RNA. Its product is annotated as 14-3-3 protein beta/alpha-1-like. NCBI's taxonomy places the organism in Eukaryota, Metazoa, Chordata, Actinopteri, Gadiformes, Gadidae. Gene Ontology annotation, biological process: signal transduction. The record is from RefSeq and is a predicted model, not a curated record. Gene Ontology annotation, cellular component: cytoplasm. The coding region runs from base 304 to 1038 and encodes 244 amino acids. The transcript is spliced from 6 exons.